UGUGUGUGUGUUGGUGUGAAACAGGGCCAUGAACAAGAAUACCUCCCUUUACCCCACACUAAUGUGUGUGUGUGUACAUUUAUGACAUUGAAAUUUACACACAUAUACAUACACAGCCAUAUAUAUAUAUAGUCAUGUCAUAUAUAAAUAUAGAAUGGGAAAACCACAUUAUUGUUCUGGAAACUCAAACAAACAAACUGGCGUCUCUGCCCACGCCACUUAAAUCCUUUUUUUUUUUUGUCUCUUUCGGUUUUCUAACAACCGGCUAGAUCUUCACCUUCUGUUGUUCAAAAGGCAUUUGUCAGUUCAAGUACUCCGUCAUCACUUUCUGUUAUUAGCUCUGCCACCACAAGCUCAUAACACCCCACACCUAAGCUCUCUGUUCGGCGUAUACUCUUCUGCUACGCUACGGCUUCUCUGUGCCAUGUUAAUCUAGUUUUUUUUCCUGAGAAGCAGGAACCUGGGCAGUGCUCUGCUCAAACUACCGUUAGCAACUUUCCCUUUUCUUCUUCACCCAUUUUGUCUUCUCAGAGCGCUGCUUUGCACAGCUGUUGGGUAGAAAAUGAUUGUGUGGGCCUGUAUUCACUACACAUGAUGGGGAACCAUGGCCCUCUCUCUGCUAGAUCUGCUUGAUUAUUCUCCUUCUUCUUCUUCUCUUCUUCUUCUUCUCUUCUUCUCCUUCUCUUCUUCUUCUUCUUCUUCUUCUUCUUCUUCUUCUUCUAUCCGGCUAACAGGGGUAGACAUGUUGUUGACCACUUCUGCACAGUUUGCACACUUCCUCCUCUCCCUCCUUCCUCCCCUACCUCUCACCGUUGCUCUCUAUCUUUUUCUCUAUCCAGGAGAGAUGGGGCAUGUGUAUAUGAAAUAUGUGUGUGUGUGUGUGUGUGUUCUUUCUUAUUUAGGCUGUUGAAUCUCAAAGACAGGCUACAAUCAUGUAGAGUGCGCUGAGGCCAUGAAACAUUCGUUUCGAGCAUUUCAAAGUUAGAUGUUCUUCUGUGCGAAACUGAUCUGAUCGCCCAUAUCCAUAUCACAUGUAUUACACCUCUUACAGAGAAUAUUACGAAAUUCUGAUGUCCUUUUUCUGAAUGUAGUAAUCAUUUUGUUUUAGAUAUCUUGUUAUUUUCUUACUGACGCGUACAUUUUGACUUUUUACCGUUGACUGAAAUGAACAGGAAAAUUGUUUGUCGGAAACUUACGAUCUUUUCGGAAGCCGCUGAUACGUUUGGAGAGGGGGCGCGUAGGCGAGUUGGAGGGGGGAGGUUUGAAGCCAAUCGUCAUUCUCCCUUCAUCUGCAAACACCUUUUCACAAAGCAGGAAGGUACAGCCAGAGAGAGUGAAAGAAGUAGUGUUGCCCCCCCCCCCACCCCCCUACCUCAAUCGAGAGAGAGCCGCAAGAGGUCUAGGUGGUCUAGGAGGUCUAGGAGGAGGUUUGAGAGAGGAGAUCACGAGCAUUGGUGAAUGCCAGCAGCUUCUCCUAAACAUCAGAGAGAGCGGGCGAGUGAGCGAGCGAGCGAGGGAGCCAAGCUGAUAGGUACAAUAGGUAGAGGUAGGAGAAGAAAGAAGAGAGCGAGCAAGCGAGUGAAGAACACGGAUGCCAUGACGCACACUCUACCUCGGCUCCCGAUGAGCGCCCAGCACUGUACCAUGAGGCAUACAACGGUGGCGAUGUCUCCAGGAGAGGACGGCCUGAUUGGGAUCCCGUUCCCGGAGCACAGCAGCGAUCUGCUCUCACGGCUGAAUGCCCAGCGCCGGGCGGGGCUCCUGUGUGACCUCACGCUGACCUCGCGCGGCUUGCGCUACCCCACCCACCGCUCUGUCAUGGCUGCCGUCAGCCUCUACUUCCGCCGGCUGUUUGGCGCUGAGGAUGAGGAUGAAGGGGGCUGUGAGGGCGCGGGAGUGGGCAACAGCUGCAGUGUCUGCCAGCUGGACUGUGUGGCACCGGACGCCCUGGACGCCCUGCUGGAGUUCGCCUACACGGCCACGCUGACCAUCCGCAGCUCAGGCAUGCGCGAGGUGCUGAAGGGCGCCCAGCUACUGGGCAUCCAAUGCGUGGCCGACGCCUGCCGAGACAUCCUCGGCGAGGCAGCAGAUGAGGCGGAGCCAGAGGCUGCCGCCGUAGCGACGGAGGAGAGAGAGGCAGUGGAUUGUUCGGAGCCUAGAGUGUCGCGCCGCAAGCGGGACCGGCGACACGCUCCAAAAGCCCCGUCCCCUGCCAGGCCCCUGUGGAGGCAAGUGCAGGAACCACCCCCCACCCUGGUCUCGGGGCUCCCGCGCCCCAGCCACGGGCUCUCGCUCGCCCCCACGCCUGGGAGGGACGAGCACCAGCUGCACCACCCACACCCCGCUGGCUACAACGGCGAUGCCCAGGGCGGGCAGCGGAGGCCGCUGGUCAACGGAGGGGCCCACUGGCACCAGGAGGGCACGCUGGUGCCGCCUGCCGCCGACGAUGCCAUCUCAGACGACGAGAGGAGGCUAAAGGUGGGCGUGGCCACGCAGGCACCGCCUCCCAUCACUGAAAGGGCCGCUACAGCGGGAGGGGCGGGGCCUGGGGGCAGGAAGAGGAAGUCGCAGACCCCCCAGCAGUGCCCCGUUUGCCAGAAGAUCAUCCACGGGGCGGGCAAACUGCCCCGCCACAUGAGAACACACACGGGCGAGAAACCCUUCCAGUGCAUAGCCUGUGGAGUGCGCUUCACCAGGAAUGACAAGCUGAAGAUUCACAUGCGUAAGCACACGGGGGAGAGGCCCUACCCCUGUCCCAAAUGUAAUGCCCGCUUCCUGCACUCCUACGACCUCAAGAACCACCUCUCCCUGCAUAGUGGAGCGCGCCCCUUCGAGUGCCCGCUGUGCCACAAGGCCUUCGCUCGCGAGGACCACCUGCAGCGCCACCGCAAGGGCCACAGCUGCCUGGAGCUGCGCACGCGACGCCCACGCCGGGCGUCUGGGCUGACCGGGGCCGAGGGCACGUCGGACGGUGGAGGGGCCGGCGGAGGCCAGCAGGAGCAUCUGGAGGCCCCGCUCUCCCUGCAGGGUCACCCAGGCUCGUCCCCAGGCUUGGCUCCUCCGCUGGUGUACCAUCACCAGGACCCAGACGGCCCACAGCAUCUCCCCCUGCAGGCGCUGCCCCUGCUGGGGCACAGGAUGCCCUUUACUGGCCUGUGGAGGGGGGUGGAGGGCCACUCCGCUGGGUUGGAGGAGGAAGGGGCGGGGGGGUCACCUUCAGCACAUCCCAGCAGACCCCCACCGCAGGGAAGGGAUGAAGAUGAGGAGGAAGAGGAAGAGGAGGGCGAGGAUGAAGGAGAAGAGGAAGAGGAGGAUGAAGAAGAUUAAAGAAGGAGGGCAGAUUGGGAAUUGAUUGUGUGUGUGUGUGUGUGUGUGUCUGCACGGGAAUCCGUGCUACUCUUCUUCGCCCUCUUCAUAUUCAUGGUACUGUUCUUCCAUAGAGCUCUCCUCGACUCAGGCAAACUGACCUGUGAGAUGAAUGACUUCAUUACAAAGCGCUUAAAGUAAAUGUGGAAAAAACGGGUCUUUCUGAUAAUCAAUGUUUCUUUCUGGAUCUUGGAUGCUUUAUUUUUGUUUCUUGAGCUCGUAUUUUGUUUUACGUUAGCUGGUUGGUCUUCUUUACAUGUUUAAUUUUAACUUGCUAUAUGUCAGAAUUAUUUUUGUUAAUAUAUGCUUGAGGCAUGGGGUAUGGUUGAUUCCUAUUACUAUGCAAUCAUGUACUGGAGCAAUGGAAGGAACUGUAAAGAGGGACUCACUUAAAGUAAAAGCCUUUUGUAAUGCCCACCAGAGUAGCAGCUGACAGCAUAACCCAUGUGUUGGCUGCCACCUACUGGUUAAGUGAUGGUACUAUGACUUGCAGGUGCAGUAACCAUAGCAUCUUUUUCAGGCUCUCCAGUAAUGUAUGUAAACCCUUUUUACAGGACAGAAGGUCACUCAUAAUGCACAUCUUCUGCUUACAAUGGGAUUAACUUCUAGAGUUUUUAUUUACAUAUUCAUAUUAGUCUUUAUGUAGGCUAACAUGUGUUGUAGCCUCACGUACCAAAGAUUCCAUUUAAGUAGAGGUUUAUUUAUCAAGAUGAAUAUAUGCAAUUGAAUUCUUGAAUGAUCAAACAUGAUCAAGAUUUUCUGAAAUCACCACAUUCAGUCACCUGCUCAAGGUCUGUCUCUGCGUCCCCUGGCUUUCAAGGGAUGUGAUGGUUGUCUGUGAGUCCUAAUGAAGCUGGGGUUUCUGAUACAGACCAGAGUCUUUUUCUGAAAUCAACCCCCUUUCUGAGGCUUAUUUAAAUAUGUACGACCAAAAUUAAUUUCUGGGUGGGAGGUCCUAGAAGCAUUUUUUGUUUACCUUUCGACUUGACAAAGAAGUUUGUUUUUUGAGCAGUCUUCAUAUGAUGACAGUCUUCCAAAGUACUCCAUCUUUUGUUUUGCUUUUGUAAUAAAAAAAAGAAGGGAGAGAGGAAAAAAAACGAGGAAUGGGAAAAAAAAGACAAAUAAUUAUGUGAGUACCCUCUGCGUAGGCUAUUUAUUUAUUUAUUGUCUGGUAUUUAUUGUGGCUUUUCCACUUGAAAUUUAGAGUUUGGUAGCAUAUAGUAUGUUCGCUCACCAUCCACCUUUAGGCCUUUUCCCCAUCUCGAAUGCACAGACCCUCAGGCACGUGCCUAGGAGCCCUUUUGAAACCAGUCUUAAGUUGUUGAAGUGCUGUUGCAAGCAGUGGCCACAAAGGCCUAUGCCUACUGUACUAAGGGGCUAUGGGUGACCUGAUAGCCAUACCCCCCCCCACCCGCGCCCCACCCACCCUUUUUGCAGUUUUUUGCACAUCGAACCCUUGUGAUUAUACUGCAUUCCACUUUCAGGCAGUAGCUGAUGCUGAAGUGGACGUAGCCCAACUCCACCCCAGAGACAGCUGCUGCCUGGCCCCAACCCCACAUCUGGGGGUAGAAAAGCAAAAGAUGGUGAAAGAAAUGGGACACGGGUUUCGAGAGAACAACAGUUUUGCCUUUUUGAAUAAAGAGUGGACAUAGUGUUGUAUGGAUUAUUAUCUUAAGAAAAUAAGAUAGAUAUAUAUAUAUACAAAAACAUAUAUGCCUCAUGAGUCCAACUUUUGAAAAUUAUGAAUGAAGAUGUGUUCCUUCUUCACAUAUAGAUUCUGGUACUGUCUGACUGCAGUUUUGUUUGUUUGUUUUUGUUUGUUUAUAUGGUACAUUCUCUCGAGUGAAAGCCUUUACUAUGACUGUUAACUUCAGGUGUCUCUUUGGCCCCAAAUGAUGAAAGUAACCAUGAUUGACAGUGACGUACACGUUAUUCUGAGUGUGCUGGGUUUCACUGGGCUAUGGAUGAAAAACACGCAUCAACAAAUAUCCAUCCAGUUUUGUUUGUUAAAGAUGAAAAGGAGCUGGGUUUGACCUGCGUGCAGGGAGGUGUCCACAGCAGACCUGAGUGAGCCUUGGACCUGUGGCCAGUCCCACUCAGACCUCACCCAUCCUGCUGAGAGGGACUCUCUGACGUUUGAGUUUAUUUGCACUAAAACGAGAGCUUUAUGUCGUGGACAUCAUGUCCCCCAAAUAUCUAUUCCAUAGCUUUACAAUAUCGGUUAUGAUUGUAAGAGGAGAUGUGUUUAUCUACCUUUAAUGAUCUAGAGGAAUAUCCAUUAUUUCCAAAGCAUAGAUGUACAGUAGGCUAGGCCACUUUAAAGAAAUAUAUGGUUGCUAUGUUAAAAAGGGUCAAGCUGCCUUGGUUGUUUUUUUGUUUUGUUUUUUUUUUGCAAAUUUUACUCAGGAAAUCUUGAGCAAUGCACUAAGUGAUUAUGCAAAAUUGAUGAGAGUAUAUGUAAAUAAGUGAGAACAUAUGAGCACCCUUCAUUGCAAAACUCUGGAUUGUUUGAAUUUAACAUGAUCUAUUUCACUUCAAGUUAAUGAAGAUGUAACCGGCUAUACAACUAGAACCUGUGGGUUAAUGUUAUAGACAUUGGAGGCUAGGUCACUAUGAAGGGUGCUCUUAUGUAGGCUACUUUUAUGUUGUGUGUGAGAGGACGAGUGAUCUUACGAUGCCAGCUGUGAAAAAGUAGGUGCUGUCUGUAUAGAAUUUGCUUUGGCUUGGGUAUGCGGAUUGGGGUUCAGAUUUUGGAGGAACCCUCCUAUCAGGGAUUUUCUGUUUUAGUGGAUUCUCUCUCAGUGAUAAAUAUUUUCCCCUCAGCAUUUAUUUCUCAUGUUGUAAAGAAACGCAUAAAUAAAAAAAAUACAUAUAUAA
Molecule: messenger RNA, 6243 nt
Organism: Clupea harengus (Atlantic herring)
Lineage: Eukaryota; Metazoa; Chordata; Actinopteri; Clupeiformes; Clupeidae
Gene: zbtb7b
Product: zinc finger and BTB domain containing 7B
Biological process (GO): regulation of transcription by RNA polymerase II; positive regulation of gene expression
Molecular function (GO): DNA-binding transcription factor activity, RNA polymerase II-specific; RNA polymerase II cis-regulatory region sequence-specific DNA binding; protein binding
Source: RefSeq, a predicted model, not a curated record